Nerophis lumbriciformis (worm pipefish) is the source of this 585-nucleotide messenger RNA. Lineage: Eukaryota; Metazoa; Chordata; Actinopteri; Syngnathiformes; Syngnathidae. The record is from RefSeq and is a predicted model, not a curated record.
AUGCUCAGGCUCCAGAAGCGCUUGGCGUCCAGCGUCUUGCGCUGUGGCAAAAAGAAGGUUUGGUUGGACCCCAACGAGACAAAUGAGAUCGCCAAUGCCAACUCACGCCAGCAGAUCCGCAAGCUGGUGAAAGAUGGCCUCAUCAUCAGAAAGCCCGUGACGGUGCACUCCCGUGCCCGUUGCCGCAAGAACACAUUAGCACGCCGCAAGGGACGUCAUAUGGGCUAUGGUAAGAGGAAGGGUACUGCCAAUGCCCGUAUGCCCGAGAAGCUGUCUUGGAUGCGGCGCAUGAGAAUCCUGCGCCGUCUUCUCCGCCGCUACAGGGAGUCCAAGAAGAUUGACAGGCACAUGUACCACAGUCUGUACCUGAAGGCCAAGGGUAACGUGUUCAAAAACAAGCGCAUCUUGAUGGAGCACAUCCAUAAACUAAAGGCAGACAAGGCUCGCAAGAAGCUCCUUGCCGAUCAAGCCGAAGCCCGUCGCACAAAGACGAAGGAGGCCCGCAAGCGCAGAGAAGAGCGUCUCCAGGCCAAAAAGGAGGAGUUUAUCAAGAACUUGGCCAAAGAGGACGAAGCCAACAAAUAG